GGGAAUUCCAACAAAACACUCUUUACUCGGUCGCCAAAGAUAAACAAGAACUAACUAAACAGUCAACUUACUGCCCCAAUUGUAUCGAACCAAGUCUAAUGGCUCCGAUUACUGCUAACCAAAAAAGUCCUAAACCAGCUAAGUCUAAACCGAAAAAAAACACGGUGGCUUAUUACCAAUGCCUUAGUGCUUGCUGUCAAAAAGGGAUUAGCCCUAAAAAAAUAAGUCAAGUCGCUCAGGAAUGUAAGCAUAAUAGUUUAGGCAUUUUAGCCGAAAGAACCCAAGAAAUUAGCAAAUUAAAUCAGGCUUAUCAGCAAAUUGGG
Ambispora gerdemannii is the source of this 323-nucleotide messenger RNA. The record is from the annotation of a GenBank genome assembly. NCBI's taxonomy places the organism in Eukaryota, Fungi, Glomeromycota, Glomeromycetes, Archaeosporales, Ambisporaceae.